AUGUCGGCCUCCAUGAAGAAACCCUUUAUGAAGCUCACCAUCUCCCCAGGCCAAGUUUUUGGUCCUGGUGUGGACGCCAUUUUGGACCAAACGGCGAAGCUGCGGAAGGACAGAGAGACCCUGCAGUCUUUCAUGAGUCCCACGUUACCCUACCCAGAGACAAUUGCAGUCUAGACCUAAGCUCUCCCCUGCCUUGAAAGGCCGCUUGAGCCCACCCCCAAACCAGCCAUGCCCUGAUCAGCCACGUCAACAGGCUCUGGAACAGCAGUGGCGCCACCACCAGCACAGGCAGCGGCAUAACAAGCACCAACCCUCUGCUCCGAAGAAGGACGGGCCCCCUCAGUCAUCCUGAUGGGUGUGGCCCCGGCUUCGGCAAAGUGGGAGGGGCUUGUGGAGUCCCCUUGAGUGCUGGAUACAGUACUACAGGGGUACAAACUCCAGUUCUGAUGCUGGCCACCACAGUUCCGAGGGGUUUGGUCAACUACAACAGCCUACCCCAUGAAAAGAGAAGCUCUCCAACUGGAGAUUUCCUCCCUGCUGGAGAAGAAUGCAAUCAUACAACUCGAACUAUCAGAAUAGCACAGUGGGUUCUAUGGAGUAUAUUUCCUAUAGUCCCCAAGAGGGAUGGCAGCUUUCGCCCCAUUCUGGACUUGAGGCCACUCAACCGGUGCUUGAAAACCCUCCCCUUCAAGAUGCUAUCUCCAUCCCGCAUCCUACAGGCUAUCAGCCCAGGCCAGUGGUUCACCACUGUCGACCUAAAAGAUGCCUACUUCCACGUACCGAUCCACCCGGCUCACAGGAAAUUCCUACGCUUUGCCUUCAAUGGCAUAACGUACCAACACUUACCUUUCGGCCUCUCCCUGGCACCAAUAACAUAUACAAAACGCAUCGAUGGCGCUCUAGCACCCCUAACAUCACAAGGGAUGAUAGUAUUAAUUUACCUAAACGACUGGCUAAUCUGCACUCAGUCACGAGAACAGGCAGCAGCAGACACGACAUCUCUCCUGAAGCACAUCUCAGAGCUUGGCCUCAGGUUGAACAUUUAAAAAAGCCACCUGGUCCCCACACAAACUGUAAUGUUCGUGGGCAUGCAGAUCGACUCGUCUCCAAUGAGGGCUCAACUCACAGAAGAGCGAGUCCAGAAAAUUGUAGUUUACCUCAAUCCUUUUGUCCAAGACCAGAAGGUGACUGUUCUUCAGAGUCAGAGACUGAUGGGUCUCCUCUCCGCAGCCUCUCUUUUGACCCCAUUGGGCCUUCUACACUUGAGACCCCUGCAGAGGUGGUUAAAUGCUCAGGGUUUACAUCCCAAGGAACACAGGUAUUGUCGCCUGACUGUGUCCAAGGAAUGCACAAGAGCACUGGCAAGAUGGCGAUCCCUUAAAUUCCUUUCAGGCGGGAUACGCCUGGGCAAAGUCCAUUGGAGGGAACUAGUUCAAACAGACGCCUCCUUGACCGGUUGGGGAGCAGUAUUGAGGGGGAGGGCGGCCAGCGCGAUAGAGUACAUGGUAAGCCCCUCUCAAAACAAUGGUUGUCACAUUGGAUUGUACUACCUCAAGCAUUGCUAGUGGCACCAGCCCCCUCCGCACUGGGCAAAGUUGAACAGUUUAACGACUCGACCUGUUAGCUGGAACAAUUAAAGAAUGUAAUAACUAUGUUCUUCAAUUCUCUAGACACUGUGGGAGGGAGGCCAAUACAAACUCCGAAUGCUGUUCAAAGAUGACUAUCCUUCCUCGCCGCCAAAAUGUGAGUAAACCUGCACAUGGGUACCUCAAUAGGAAAGUGUUGUCACUGUCUGAUCCAUUUGUUGGCUGUUGGAUAAGAUUAUUACAUAAUAUCUAUGUGCAGUAGGGAUGUGACAAAUUGACAAUUUUUCUUAACAUUUAAACAGCCAUUUGGGGGAGAGGUCUGUUUAAACUAUUUAAAAAAUCAUAAAAUUCCACGUGUAUUCAGAUGGUCUACAUCGUGCUUCCUGCAGGGGGAGAGAGAGGAAGUUGUCAUGCUGUUCUUGCUUUCAUCGGGACCUAUUAGUGGUAGUUUUGUGAUAACUACACUUUGAUUUAUAUUUUGUGAAAAACAAAACAGUUAGGGUUUUUUCUUAACUUUAACAAUCCCAACUUUAUUUAAACAUUUUAACACCCCUAAUGUGCAGUGUGUUGUUCCUAGUAAUUUUUUAUAUCGAUGAUAAGGAAGUCAACAGAAAUCAUCUAUUCUAUUUCCUCUCAGGCAAGUUUGAGCCACCCAUUUUCCACCCCAAUGUCUACCCAUCUGGCACGGUGUGUCUUUCCAUCUUGGAGGAGGAGAAGGACUGGAGGCCAGCCAUCACCAUCAAACAGGCACAUAUAUAUAUAUACACACACACACAUAAACACACAUAAUCACACACACAAACAAUUGGAGAGGUAUCAGUGAUUUCACCGGUUUGGAGGAAUGCACGACAUUGGCUCAACAGGCAUCAAAAUACUGUAUUUUUUAUGUGGAUCAAAGCAUGGUACUCCCCGGUCGAGUGAUUGUGUUCUGAUCUGCGUUGUUUUGUAUUUCAAUCCAUUCUAAAAGCUGACUUCAUCUGUUUUGUAUUCACAGAUCCUGUUGGGUAUCCAAGAGCUUCUCAAUGAACCCAACAUCCAAGACCCAGCACAAGCAGAAGCCUACACAAUUUACUGGUGAGUUCUUCUCUUUUUGAAUGUUCUACUGUAUAAUUGAUACUGGUAAAGGGGCACUUAGUGUGCUUUAUAAGACACUUGCAAACAUACACAAUCUCACUUUGUUAAACUGAAAAGUAUAACCUUGUUAGGUGAUACUCAAUUUCAUAAUGGACUAAUCCCCCUUUGUUGCCUCUUUUAGUCAGAACAGAAUGGACUAUGAGAAGAGGGUGAGGGCGCAGGCCAAGAAGUUUGCCCCCACAUAA
This is a messenger RNA of Coregonus sp. 'balchen', 2905 nucleotides long. The record is from the annotation of a GenBank genome assembly. Lineage: Eukaryota; Metazoa; Chordata; Actinopteri; Salmoniformes; Salmonidae.